Messenger RNA from Drosophila serrata, 1269 nucleotides. It is a transcript of the gene Rh5, whose product is annotated as Rhodopsin 5. The record is from RefSeq and is a predicted model, not a curated record. Gene Ontology annotation, biological process: visual perception; G protein-coupled receptor signaling pathway. NCBI's taxonomy places the organism in Eukaryota, Metazoa, Arthropoda, Insecta, Diptera, Drosophilidae. Gene Ontology annotation, cellular component: membrane. Gene Ontology annotation, molecular function: G protein-coupled receptor activity.
AUGCAUCUCAACGAGCCGAGCGGGCCGCUGGCCCUAAUGAAUGACAGUUCCGGCGGAGAUGGAAGCGUCUUUCCCAUGGGACAUGAUUAUCCGGCGGAGUACCAGCACCUGGUGCAUGCCCACUGGCGAGGAUUCCGGGAAGCACCUAUCUACUAUCACGCCGGCUUCUAUAUCGCAUUUAUCGUCCUUAUGCUAUCAAAUAUUUUCGGUAAUGGAAUGGUCAUCUGGAUAUUUUCCACGUCUAAAUCAUUGCGAACUCCUUCCAAUUUACUUAUUCUGAACCUGGCCAUUUUCGAUCUGUUCAUGUGCUCCAAUAUGCCACAUUAUCUCCUCAACGCUACCGUUGGCUAUAUUGUGGGCGGAGAUCUUGGCUGCGAUAUAUAUGCUCUGAAUGGAGGUAUUUCUGGAAUGGGUGCAUCCAUAACGAAUGCCUUCAUUGCUUUUGAUAGGUACAAGACCAUAUCGAAUCCCAUUGAUGGACGAUUGAGUUAUGGACAAAUAAUCCUAUGCAUUAUCUUCACCUGGCUGUGGGCCACGCCUUUUUAUUUGCCCUUGUUUCAGAUCUGGGGACGCUAUCGGCCAGAGGGCUUCCUGACCACCUGCUCCUUCGAUUAUCUGACCAACACGGAUGACAACCGGCUGUUUGUGCGUACGAUAUUCGUGUGGUCCUACGUGAUUCCCAUGACCAUUAUCCUGGUCUCCUACUACAAGCUCUUCACCCAUGUGCGCACCCACGAGAAGAUGCUGGCGGAGCAAGCCAAGAAGAUGAAUGUCAAGUCGCUGUCGGCCAAUGCCAAUGCUGAUAACAUGAGCGUGGAGCUGCGGAUAGCCAAGGCGGCUUUGAUAAUCUACAUGCUGUUCGUUUUUGCCUGGACUCCGUACUCCGUGGUGGCCCUAAUUGGAUGCUUCGGAGAGCAACACCUCAUUACGCCUUUCGUGUCCAUGCUUCCCUGCCUGGCCUGCAAAUCGGUAUCCUGCCUGGAUCCUUGGGUUUAUGCCACCAGUCACCAAUACCGCCUGGAGUUGGAACGCCGACUUCCCUGGUUGGGCAUUCGGGAGAAGCAGAAUCUAUCUGGUUCAUCUGGCGGUCAGGAGAGUGUGGCCAGUGUAAGUGGCGAUACGUUGGCUCUCAGUGUCCAAAAUUGAAGGGUAUAGUGAUGGAUCAGUGAAAUGGAAAUGAACAUUAAAAUAUGAGUUGAUUAGUUCUAAGAUGCAAUGAACUGCAAGAGUUCCAAAAAUACAAACCAAAAAAGCUGGCAUUUAAAAACA